Miscanthus lutarioriparius is the source of this 1137-nucleotide messenger RNA. The record is from the annotation of a GenBank genome assembly. Lineage: Eukaryota; Viridiplantae; Streptophyta; Magnoliopsida; Poales; Poaceae.
AUGGAGGUCGCGACGGCCACGGAGGCGUCGGCGCCGGCGGCGAGCGGCGGCGCGGCGCGGCAGACCCACCCGUUCCCGUGGCUAGACGCUGCCAUCUCGGAGCCCUACUACUUCCUGCACCUCCUCGCUUUCUUCUCUUACUUCGCGGCCCGCAGCGCGGCGCUCUCCGCCGACGACGGAGGGGAGCUCCACGACCGCCUCUUCCGUCGGGAGAUCCAGGCAGUGCUCGUGUUCCUCGUGCUCUUCGUAGUGAAGAUUGUGAAAGAGGAAACCUGGGAAACAUUCAUUGCUGACUCAUUGCUUUAUGCAAAGGGUUUAUUGCUGGCAGUUACUUUGGUUAUUGAUUAUUGGCUGGCCUUUGCCUACUUUCUGGGAUUUCUUGUUAUAUAUGCUGUAGCUCAACAGCCACCUUAUGACAGCCUAGGCCAUUCAAAUCACUUGACCCCAUUGCAACUUGAAAGUCUGCUAACUGAAGAGCCAACAUCACGAUUUUGGCUGGUAGAAUUCGAACUUCAUUUUCAUCAAAAUGUAUACAAGCAAGCAGCGUUCUGCCUGAACUUUCUAUUAUGUAAGUAUUUAUUGAAAUUUCUGAUUGUUUACUACCUUGUGGAGUUUCCAUUCUGUGCUGUAAGGUACUCCAACAAGAACAUCUCUUUUGGAAUAAUUGACCUUGGGCAUUUCCCAAAUGCUGCAGCAAAAUUUGGGAUAUCCAUGUGGGAUCAUCUUCCCACUUACAUAUUGUUUGACAAGGUGACUGAAGUUUCUCGGUUUCCAGAAAUCACAAGUGAAUCAAAAGUAUUUGUGCCAAAAGUUACUAAGAAACUUCUUUGCCAGCAUUUUGAUCUUGACAGACGAUUGAUUGGAUACCUAUCUACCUCGGAGGCCGGGGAGGGAGAGUUGAAGAGAGGUUACCUUGCUUGUGUACAGAUGGCGACGGCCAAGGAGGCCGCGGCGGCGGCCAUGGACGCCAGCAAGUACGUGCGGUACACGCCGGAGCAGGUGGAGGUGCUGGAGCGGCUCUACUACGAGUGCCCCAAGCCGAGCUCGCUGCGCCGCCAGCAGCUCGUCCGCGACUGCCCCGUCCUCGCCAGCGUCGACCCCAAGCAGAUCAAAGUCUGGUUCCAGAACCGCAGGUAA